Molecule: messenger RNA, 1442 nt
Organism: Thlaspi arvense
Lineage: Eukaryota; Viridiplantae; Streptophyta; Magnoliopsida; Brassicales; Brassicaceae
Source: the annotation of a GenBank genome assembly
ACACACUAUACUUAGUCCCCAGUUUAUCUUAACCAUGCCCAUAAAACCGGUUUUAACCAUCCUUAUAGCCCUUUUCUCCACAAUUCUUGCUCUCUACGCAAUCAUAUUGCCUUCCUCUCUCUCUUCUAUUGCUACAACUAUCAUAACCAAUUCUGAACUCGGAGCAUUAACAAUACAUCCAACACUCUUUGGACACAAACACCACCAUCAUGAUCAUCAAUAUUAUCAUCAUCACCACGACGGUGAACGUGUUCCAAAAAAGUGUAGUGAGAAAUGGACGUCAAGGCUUACACACAUUUACAAGGCUUCUCUUGUGUUGACCGUUGAUUUGAACGGUUGUGGUAACUUCAGCAAUGUUCAAAGCGCCAUCGAUUCCGUCUCUGAUCUAAGCCUUUCUAAGACUCUCAUUAUCGUCAAUUCGGGUGUUUAUAGGGAAAAAGUUACAGUUAAUGAGAACAAGACAAACAUUGUAAUGCAAGGAAGAGGAUAUCAAAACACAUCCAUUGAAUGGAACGACACAGCAAAAUCCGCAGGAGGCACUGUCUAUAGUUUCUCUUUUGUUGUGUUUGCAGCCAACUUCACAGCUUACCACAUCAGCUUCAAGAACAAUGCGCCAGAACCAGAUCCUGGUGAGGAUGAUGCACAAGCAGUAGCUCUAAGGAUUGAAGGAGACCAAUGUGCUUUUUAUGGAUGUGGAUUCUACGGUGCUCAAGACACCCUUCUAGAUGAUAAAGGAAGACAUUUCUUCAAAGAUUGUUUCAUUCAAGGGUCAAUAGAUUUCAUAUUUGGCAAUGGAAGAUCAAUCUAUCAGAAUUGUACGAUUAAUUCGAUAGCAAAGGAGAAUACAUCAGGGGUUACCGGAUCUAUCACGGCUCAUGCAAGGGAAACAGAAGAUGAACGGACAGGAUUCUCUUUCGUGAACUGUAAGAUAGAUGGAAGUGGGAAAGUGUGGCUUGGACGAGCUUGGGGACCAUAUGCAACCAUCGUGUUCUCCAACACUUACAUGUCUGGAAUCAUCACUCCAGAAGGUUGGAAUAAUUGGGGUGACCCGAGCAGAGAAAAGACGGUGACUUUUGGAGAGCAUAAGUGCUAUGGAGAAGGAGCAGAUUACAAAGGGAGAGUGUCGUACGGGAAACAACUAACAGAUUCUGAAGCAUCUUCAUUCACGGACAUUUCUUACAUAGAUGGAGACCAGUGGCUGAAUCAAUCUAACGUACUCUCUGAGCUUACAUCUGAAGACAACACAAACGAUCUUAUUGGAUUUUACUAACGUAUAUAAAGAUCAUGAUGCAUAGUUACUCAAGAAAAAAACAAUCAGAUAUGUACUAUAAGUCUAUAAUAGGAUAGUCACAUUCACAUCUAAUUUUUAAACAAGACCAUAUUUGCGUAUAUAUGUAUUCGACUUGCUUGUGUUUACUUAGCUGCCUCAUCCAAUAUCUAAA